AACACAGUCCCUACAGUCAAAUUAGUUUUCUUUGCAGCCUCGUUUGAAUGUCGCGGUUGAGCAAAUUUGUACGGAAUGGGCGAGGGAUCCAAGUGUGUACAUUUUGAAGCCAUGAGCCGCGGAUUCAGUGAAGUUCACCGUUCCUCCACAGUUUCCUCUGUGACCAAGCCCACAUACGUACUCACCACAGAGUGGGCGUGGUUCUGGGUGGACGAGUACGGCAAAUGGGUCCAGUACGCAUCCAUUAAAGAGAAGGACAGAUUGUCGUCCAUCACCAGUGAAGACCUUGAGAAAAGGUACCAGGAGGAUCAAAGUGCUGUGGUGAAGUUCACUGCAGGCCAGCAGUCUUAUGAGCUGAGUUUCAGAGACAUGACGCAAAAAAACAAAAGAUACGGUACUGACGGUACUGUAAGGAUGGUCAGGCGUCGUCCUGUGUUUGUUUCAACUGCAGACAGCAGGACAAAUAGAACAUGCAACUCCUCUCAGAAUUUCAGAGAUGUUCCUGGAUUUUGGGACAAGUCUGCCAUACCUGACAUUGGAUAUAAGACAGUCAGUCCCUGUCAGAACUCAGAAGAGUAUCAGAAGGUCCAGGCACUUUUCAACAAGACCAUGAGGGGCUUCCAAAUCACCAGCAUCGAGAGGGUCCAAAACAGGGACCUCUGGGAAGUCUUCCAGUGGAAAAGAAAUUUGAUGAAGAAAAACAAUGGGGGUAAAAACAGCAAGGAGUUAUAUCUCUUCCACGGAACGGACCCAAAACACGUAGACGCCAUUUGCAGAGAUAACUUCGACUGGAGGCUGUGUGGAACCAAUGGAACUGUGUAUGGCGAAGGGAGUUACUUUGCCAGGGAUGCCAAGUACUCGCACAUCUUCACCAGCCACUCAGGAGUGAGGUCCAUGUUUGUUUGUCGGGUGCUUGUUGGCGACUACACAUUAGGGAACUCGAACCUCCGUCGCCCCCCUCCAAAAGGCGAGGGAAGCCCGACUCUCUAUGACAGCUGUGUGGACAAUGUCCUGAAGCCAUCCAUAUAUGUGGUGUUUGAAAAGCACCAGGUGUACCCCGAGUUCCUCAUCAAAUACGAUAAUGGCGUCAUGCACUUGUCCUCUUCGGCUCCAGCUCCACCCAAAACUGUCUCUAUCCAAUCCACUUACAUAGUCCAAUACCCAACAUCCAAACGGAUUCAGGCAGCAGCUGCUGCUACGCUGCCAAACUCUCGAGUUCCAUCCACUUACACUUUGAGUCCAUCUCAAGCAGCCACCACUUUCUAUAAUCCAACCAAUUCUCUUCCCCCUUCACGUCUCCCAAAACCUGCCCGAACCCCACUGGGAUUCAGUCAAUCUGCAGUCAUCAUGAAGCCAGCCCCAAGUUCUCAAUUGGUGUAUACCACCCUAGGCCAAGCUAAUUGGUCUUACACUCCCUCAUUCAGCAAACUCCCUCAUAAACUCAUUACCCAAGCCAGCACCCCUCUCGUACACCCAGUACCCCCUCUCCUACACACCCUACCCCAUCCAGUACCCCCUCUUAUACACUACCUACCCCAGCCAGUACCCCCUCUUAUACACGCGUUACCCCAGCUAGUACCCUGUCUUAUACACGCGUUACCCCAGCCAGUACCCCUCUCGUACACCCACUACCCCAGCCAGUACCCCCUCUCGUACACCCACUACCCCAGCCAGUACCCCCUCUCGUACACCCACUACCCCAGCCAGUACCCCCUCUCGUAA
Messenger RNA from Salmo salar (Atlantic salmon), 1722 nucleotides. RefSeq lists its product as uncharacterized. Gene Ontology annotation, cellular component: nucleus. NCBI's taxonomy places the organism in Eukaryota, Metazoa, Chordata, Actinopteri, Salmoniformes, Salmonidae. The record is from RefSeq and is a predicted model, not a curated record. Gene Ontology annotation, molecular function: NAD+ poly-ADP-ribosyltransferase activity.